AUGGCUGUGACUCUUCAACAUUAUAGCUUUCUGUUGCUUUCGUUUUCAUGGAUGUUGAUGAUCAUCGGAAGACCGAGAAUAGUAGCAGGUUACUUUCAGCCUAGUCAAUGGACACCAGCCAAUGCCACAUUUUAUGGUGACGAGAGUGCUUCUGCCACAAUGGGAGGAGCAUGUGGGUAUGGGAAUUUGUUCAUAAACGGUUAUGGGAAAGACACAGCAGCUUUGAGUUCUACACUGUUCAACAAUGGAUAUGCAUGUGGGACUUGUUAUCAGAUACAGUGUGUCCAAUCGAGUGCAUGCUACUCCAACGUACCUUACACGACUGUGACUGCCACCAAUAUCUGUCCACCUAAUUGGGCCGAGGACUCUAACAACGGAGGGUGGUGCAACCCACCACGUAGCCAUUUUGACAUGUCCAAGCCCGCUUUCAUGAAAAUUGCACAGUGGGAAGCUGGAAUCGUUCCUGUUAUGUACCGCAGGGUACCUUGCGAGAGGAGUGGGGGGCUACGAUUCUCUUUCCAGGGAAAUGGGUAUUGGUUAUUGGUGUACGUGAUGAAUGUGGGAGGAGGAGGAGACAUUGGCAACAUGUGGGUGAAAGGAAGUGGAACUGGGUGGAUCAGCAUGAGCCACAAUUGGGGUGCUUCUUACCAAGCAUUUGCAACUUUGAGUGGGCAAUCUCUUUCGUUUAAGGCUAUUUCCUACACCACCCAAGAGACUAUAAUAGCUUGGAAUGUUGCUCCCACCAACUGGGGUGCAGGACUAACUUAUUCCUCCGAUGUCAACUUCAGCUAA
Messenger RNA from Sphenostylis stenocarpa, 792 nucleotides. The record is from the annotation of a GenBank genome assembly. NCBI's taxonomy places the organism in Eukaryota, Viridiplantae, Streptophyta, Magnoliopsida, Fabales, Fabaceae.